AUGUCUGCCUUCAGAGGUGGGCGUACCGGCGGCGGCGGGCCACCCAAGGGACAGUUCCUGAAUGGUGUCUGGCACUGCGACUGCAAUCCUCGACUGCCUGCAGUGCAUUUCGAAACCAAGAAAGAAGGUGCAAAUAAAGGCAGAUGGUUUCGCGCUUGCCAAAAGCCACAGAAAUCCGAAGACCGAUGUCAAUUCUUCCUUUGGGAUGACCACGCAAAGACCAGGGAGCAGAAUGCUCUUGCAAAUAACUGUCGUACCGAACCCGGCCCCCCCAAUCCAGCUCCCACCAACCUAGCCACGCCUUCCAGGCGCCCGCCCUCUGCUCCAUCACCUUAUACGAUCAAAACAAACCCCUCCGCGUCAAGUCGCAAGCGAUCACGACCUAUCAACGAUGAUUUUGACGACGAAUACGGUCUUGGGCAAGUCGACGACGAUGAUCUAAACCAGAUCAUGGUUCAGGUAGAGACGCCAAGCAAGGCUGCGAAGACGACCAACUUCACAACUCCGGCGCCAAAGAGACAAAAGCUGCCGUGGCAGAUUGAGCCGGGCAGUAGCUCUAGGAAGAAUGGGUUACAGACGCCUCAAACCGACCAAACAACUCUACAAGACAAUCCAUUCGCCUCCAAGUACCCAACACCAAGGGGCGCGCUAUUCACUCCCUCCAAGACCGAUGCAGAUGAAGACCAGCAGGUCGAAACUCCUUCUUCAUUUGAUGCAACACCCACUCCAAAUCGGUUUAGUAAUGCUGUGAAUGAAGACGUUGUCAAAGACGUCUUCGACUUGCUGAAGAGUAGCAGCGUGCGUCUCCAGGAACACACCGAGAAGGAGCUUAGAACUCUACUAGUACGGCAUACAAAGAACACGGAAGGAUACAAGAGAGGUCGUGAUGUCAUCCGUAGUACAGUGAAGGCGAAAGAAGCGAAGAUCACGGAGCUGACCUAUCGCAUCAACACACUCGAAGCUGAGCUUGAAGCAGAGAAGGCCAUGGUCAAGCAUCUUCGAUGGGAGACGCAGAACAAGUCAGACACUUGA
Molecule: messenger RNA, 1032 nt
Organism: Alternaria atra
Lineage: Eukaryota; Fungi; Ascomycota; Dothideomycetes; Pleosporales; Pleosporaceae
Exons: 3
Coding region: 1-1032 (343 amino acids)
Molecular function (GO): zinc ion binding
Source: RefSeq, a predicted model, not a curated record